This is a messenger RNA of Didymodactylos carnosus, 1386 nucleotides long. NCBI's taxonomy places the organism in Eukaryota, Metazoa, Rotifera, Eurotatoria, Philodinida, Philodinidae. The record is from the annotation of a GenBank genome assembly.
AUGUCGGUGAGUACCAAACGAAAACGUGAGUCAAAUGAAAACGAUAAUAAAAAUGUGAAGUUGUUUGUGACACCGAAUAAAACGUAUUCAUCUCGUCCAAUUCCAUUUAAACAAAUCGAUUUGAAUUCAAAAUUACCAAAGGUCGAAAUUUGCCAUUUCAGUGAAAUCCCGAGGGAAAUUCGUGAAGUACUCUUUAGUAUUUUAACACCCAAUGAUUUAUAUAAACUAUCGUUAACAAGUCAUGAAUAUUAUGGUUAUGUUAAUGAUUUUUUGCGUUCAUCCAUGGGCUUAGUUUACUUAAAAGCAUUUUUAUCAAAUAAAAAUACCACUAAAUCAACAGUCAUAUCAGAUGACAGAAUAAAAUCAAUUGGUCGAUUAUAUCGUUUAUUAACAUGUCUCGAAACCAUUAAUCGUCGUAUACAAGUUUAUAAAGACGUUUUAUUUAUAAAAUUACAUUUAUUACCGGGAAAAGAAAUCGAAGAUGUUCGUAGUGCUGGUCGAUUUUUAUCUGAAGCUAUUGCGACUUGGCCUGAACGCGAUUUAGAAAUAUUGUACAGUCAGUUUGAUCAUCAUUUAUUACUAAAGAAAAAAAUUGAACAAUUUUAUACAUCAAAAGAAGUUGGCACUGAACCCGAAUUGGAAAUGGAUAUUCGUUCUUGCUUUCGUUUGAUGUACUUUGAUUCAAUUCAAAUCAGUUAUAUACGUGGUUGUUUUCUUAAUUUAAUAUUACGUAAUCGUCCGAUAUGGUUUCAAGCUCGUUUAUUUUUGAAUUUAUUCGGCUCAGUAACGCAAGGUAAAAUUGACUGGCAAAUGUUUAACCGUGAUCGUAUAAAUCAACAUCCGUCAAUUGACGAAGAGCAAGUUUAUUUUGAUAUGAGUCGGGGUUUUCGUGUACUCGACUUUUCAUCUCAAUCAAAAAAGUUAUGGAAUAGUAACAGUAAACUGGCAUUGUUUACUGAAUUGACAACACAACCAUCUGCCUGGAGUUUGGAAUAUAAAGCUGAAUUAUUAUUUUAUUGUACAUCAGAAUUAUUGUCCAACACCUUAAUUGCGUAUGCUACAAAAGGUUAUUUUCACGAUUAUGGUAAUUUGAUUCAAGCGUUGACGUUGGCAUCACGGCAAAAUAUUCAACGUUAUCGAAUGAUCCAGACUGGAGUAAAUCAAUCAUUUGAACGUUUACCGUUACUGAGUCAACGAAAUGUUGUUCUUCAACAUAUAAACUAUGCAUUCAGAAGUACAGCAUCUCGCUUAUUAGAACAACUGCAAACACCUGGUAUGAGACCUGCUGAAUAUCGUCGCUGUCUUCAAUUGUUAGAGUAUUAUGAUGGACAUAAGGUAGCUCUAAUGUCCUUUUUAUUUACAAAUAAUUAUAUUAGUUCUAAUUAA